This is a messenger RNA of Mus musculus (house mouse), 4927 nucleotides long. RefSeq names its product solute carrier family 12, member 1 (gene Slc12a1). NCBI's taxonomy places the organism in Eukaryota, Metazoa, Chordata, Mammalia, Rodentia, Muridae. The record is from RefSeq and is a predicted model, not a curated record. Gene Ontology annotation, molecular function: transmembrane transporter activity; chloride:monoatomic cation symporter activity; potassium ion transmembrane transporter activity. Gene Ontology annotation, biological process: potassium ion transmembrane transport; monoatomic ion transport; chloride transmembrane transport. The transcript has 29 exons. Gene Ontology annotation, cellular component: apical plasma membrane; membrane. Bases 323 to 3787 code for a protein of 1154 amino acids.
CAAGAAAGUUUUUAACCAAUGAGCAGAAGCCUAAGGUUGUAGCUUAAACUCUAAGGCCCCAUAUAUGCGUGUGCGACGCUAAUGUGGGUUACUGUUGCUCAGAAGAAGGCUGCUGGAUGGGGCGCAGCCUUGAGGACCAUUCUGAAGUUUGCAUGGGAGACCACAUAUCAACAAUACAUCAGGGAUCUAGCUAUCGGGUCAUCUAAAACCGAAGCCAAGCGCUCCGUAUUAUAACCACACUAUUGUCUAUUUUAAAGCAGAAAUACGUAGAUUAAAACAACAACCACUAUAAAAUAGGUAGUUCCACAGUAGAUUUUGGAAGAUGUCGGUCAGCAUCCCUUCCAACUCAGUGCCCAGUAGUGCCAGUCGCUUUCAGGUCCAUGUUAUAAACGAGGGCCAUGGCAGUGCGGCAGCCGUGGGCGACAGUGCAGACCCCCCACAUUAUGAAGAGACCUCUUUCGGGGACGAAGCCCAAAACAGACUGAGAAUCAGCUUUAGGCCUGGGAAUCAGGAGUGCUAUGACAAUUUUCUCCAAACUGGAGAGACUGCCAAAACAGACACCACGUUUCACGCCUACGACUCUCACACAAACACAUACUACCUACAAACCAUGGACGCCGUCCCCAAGAUUGAAUACUACCGCAACACAGGCAGCGUGAGCGGGCCCAAGGUCAACCGGCCCAGCCUGCUGGAGAUCCACGAGCAGCUGGCUAAGAAUGUGACUGUGGCCCCUGGUUCAGCUGACAGGGUUGCUAAUGGAGAUGGGAUGCCUGGAGAUGAGCAAGCAGAAAACAAGGAAGAAGACAUGACUGGAGUUGUGAAGUUUGGAUGGGUGAAAGGUGUGCUGGUGCGAUGCAUGCUGAACAUCUGGGGAGUCAUGCUCUUCAUUCGCCUCUCCUGGAUUGUAGGAGAAGCGGGAAUUGGUCUCGGUGUGAUUAUCAUCGGCUUAGCCGUGACAGUGACAGCCAUCACAGGUUUGUCCACCUCUGCUAUCGCCACAAACGGAUAUGUCAGAGGAGGUCUUGGAGUUCUUAUAAUUCUUCUUUCCACCAUGGUAACCUCUAUCACUGGGUUGUCAACUUCUGCAAUAGCAACAAACGGGUUUGUUCGUGGAGGUCUGGGCGUCAUCAUCAUUGGCCUGAGCGUAGUUGUGACAACACUCACAGGUAUUUCUAUGUCGGCUAUUUGCACAAACGGAGUGGUGCGAGGAGGUGGAGCCUACUACCUGAUUUCCCGGAGCUUAGGGCCUGAGUUCGGUGGGUCAAUAGGCUUGAUCUUUGCUUUUGCCAAUGCAGUGGCUGUCGCUAUGUAUGUGGUGGGAUUCGCGGAGACUGUCGUGGAUCUUCUUAAGGAGAGCGAUUCAAUGAUGGUGGAUCCAACCAAUGACAUCCGCAUCAUCGGUUCCAUCACCGUGGUGAUUCUUCUAGGAAUCUCAGUAGCUGGGAUGGAGUGGGAAGCAAAGGCUCAAGUCAUUCUCCUGGUCAUUCUUCUCAUUGCCAUUGCAAACUUCUUCAUUGGAACUGUCAUCCCAUCCAACAAUGAGAAGAAAUCCAGAGGCUUCUUUAACUACCAAGCAUCUAUAUUUGCGGAAAACUUUGGGCCAAGCUUCACAAAGGGGGAAGGCUUCUUCUCGGUCUUUGCCAUCUUUUUCCCAGCUGCUACUGGGAUUCUUGCUGGUGCCAACAUCUCUGGAGACCUGGAGGAUCCCCAGGACGCCAUCCCCAGAGGGACCAUGCUGGCCAUCUUCAUCACCACCGUGGCCUACAUAGGUGUUGCUAUUUGCGUAGCCGCCUGUGUGGUCCGAGAUGCCACUGGCAGCAUGAAUGACACCAUCGUUUCUGGGAUGAAUUGCAAUGGCUCUGCGGCCUGUGGGUUGGGCUACGACUUCUCAAGAUGUCAACACGAGCCAUGUCAGUAUGGGCUGAUGAACAAUUUCCAGGUCAUGAGCAUGGUGUCCGGGUUCGGGCCCCUCAUCACUGCAGGGAUCUUUUCGGCAACACUGUCUUCCGCCCUGGCCUCCCUCGUCAGUGCGCCCAAAGUAUUCCAGGCUCUGUGCAAGGACAACAUCUUCAAAGGACUGCAGUUCUUCGCAAAGGGCUAUGGGAAAAACAACGAGCCCCUGAGAGGGUACUUCCUCACUUUUGUGAUAGCCAUGGCAUUCAUUCUCAUCGCCGAGCUGAAUGUCAUUGCCCCCAUCAUCUCCAACUUCUUCCUGGCCUCAUAUGCGCUUAUUAAUUUCUCCUGUUUCCAUGCCUCGUAUGCCAAAUCUCCAGGAUGGAGGCCUGCAUAUGGGAUUUACAACAUGUGGGUAUCUCUUUUUGGAGCGAUUUUGUGCUGUGCAGUCAUGUUUGUCAUCAACUGGUGGGCAGCUGUCAUCACUUAUGUCAUUGAGUUAUUCCUCUAUAUCUAUGUGACUUAUAAGAAGCCAGAUGUGAACUGGGGCUCCUCCACACAGGCUCUGUCCUAUGUGAGUGCUUUAGACAACGCUCUGGAAUUAACCACAGUGGAAGACCAUGUGAAAAACUUCAGACCCCAGUGCAUUGUCUUAACAGGCGGACCCAUGACUAGACCCGCUCUCUUGGAUAUAACCCACGCCUUUACGAAGAAUAGUGGCCUCUGCAUCUGCUGCGAAGUCUUCGUGGGACCUCGCAAGCUGUGUGUUAAAGAGAUGAACAGCGGCAUGGCUAAAAAACAGGCCUGGCUUAUAAAGAACAAAAUCAAAGCUUUUUAUGCUGCAGUGGCUGCAGACUGCUUCAGGGACGGUGUCCGGAGCCUCCUUCAGGCCUCAGGCUUGGGGAGAAUGAAGCCAAACACUCUCGUGAUUGGAUACAAAAAGAACUGGAGGAAAGCUCCCUUGUCAGAGCUGGAGAACUACGUGGGAAUCAUACAUGACGCCUUUGACUUUGAGAUUGGCGUGGUCAUAGUCAGAAUCAGCCAAGGCUUUGACAUCUCUCCGGUUCUCCAGGUACAAGACGAACUGGAGAAACUGGAACAGGAGAGAUUGGCUCUGGAGGCCGCAAUCAAAGACAACGAGUGUGAGGAGGGCAAGGGGGGCAUCCGAGGCUUGUUUAAGAAGGCCGGCAAGCUGAACAUUACCAAGCCAGCCCCCAAGAAAGACGGCAACAUCAGCAGCAUCCAGUCAAUGCACGUCGGGGAGUUCAAUCAGAAACUGGUGGAAGCCAGCGCUCAGUUUAAAAAGAAGCAGGGAAAAGGCACGAUUGAUGUUUGGUGGUUAUUUGAUGAUGGAGGGUUAACACUGCUUAUCCCAUAUAUCUUGACUCUCAGAAAAAAAUGGAAAGAUUGUAAGUUAAGAAUCUAUGUUGGAGGAAAGAUCAACCGCAUCGAAGAGGAAAAAAUUUCAAUGGCUUCACUUCUCAGCAAAUUUAGAAUAAAAUUUGCAGACAUCCAUAUAAUUGGAGACAUCAACAUUAAGCCAAACAAAGAGAGCUGGAAAGUCUUUGAAGAGAUGAUUGAACCUUAUCGGCUUCAUGAAAGCCACAAAGAUUUGACCACUGCUGAGAAAUUAAAAAGAGAAAGUCCAUGGAAAAUUACAGAUGCAGAACUGGAAGCAGUCAAGGAAAAGAGUUACCGUCAAGUUCGACUGAACGAGCUCUUACAGGAACACUCCAGAGCCGCCAACCUCAUCGUGUUGAGCCUUCCAGUGGCAAGAAAAGGAUCUAUUUCGGAUUUGUUGUACAUGGCGUGGUUAGAAAUCCUGACCAAGAACCUUCCUCCUGUGUUACUGGUUAGAGGAAAUCACAAAAAUGUCUUAACAUUUUACUCUUAAAGCCUGAAGGAUGAGAAAUGUUGUGCCUUGGUGUCUGAAUAAUUCUGAAACACAUCUGGUUCUUUGUGUUUUAAAACCUCUUCUAUGAAUAUACAAACCUCUGGAGACUAACCUAACCGAUUCUACAUAAGUUUUGUCUUUUAAAAAAAAGUUAUUAUUAAUGGGAGGUUUUUUUCCCACUAGCUUAAAAAACAUUGAAAGCCAUGAGACUCCUAGAAAAACACUUUUCCGUUGUUGCUGGUAAAUAAGAAAUUAAUAAAAGCUGGCUGACAUGCUUACAGGAUAUGCUAAUCUAGCUGUGAGCUCCAGGCAAACUUUAUCUCGUUUCUGUAGAGUCUGCCGCAUGGCCCUGGUGCAGGCCACAGGCCCACAGCGGGCUCUCCUUAAGUUCUUAUUGACAGGCUGGUAUGGUGAAGGCAGGUGGCUAUCAUAGGAAAAGGCCUGCUGGGUCAGUGGCCUGAUUCUGCUUGGCCUCCUGAGAAGUUUGUGAAGAUUUAAAAAUCAAUAUCUGGAAACUCUAAGAAGGACUGAAGUCUACAAAGUGUUCAAAGCAGUUACCUAAAUAAGGUUUAUUUAAUGCAGCGGAUAAUAAGCUUACCCUCUGAUCACAUGUAGCUUACACUUGCUGCUAGCUGGAGGUAUAUUAGGUAGGUGAGCAAGAGACCCAUGUUCCACUUACAUGAAAUAGAGUCUUAACAUACAAAUAUCUAUUGUCUUCCUGGCUAAAUAUUUUGGUAUUUCUACCUUAGUACUACUUUAUUUUUUUCUCUCUCUAAGUGGUAUGCAUAGAUGAAAUAAAAAUCGAUGAUCUCAUAGAAAAUUAAUUUCACAGGUUUCCAAUCCACUAUUAAAAAUGUAUCCAGAUCCUACAUUUAUUUACUUUCUAAAUAUAUAGGUAUUUAACCCGUGCUUUACAGAAUAACAAAGAUAUAAAUGGAGACACAUGUAAAAUUUAAAAAUAGAGGUGCUGAUUUUUCUUCUUGUUAGUGUGUGUAUAAUAUUUAAUCACAGAAAAAAUGCUUAUAUGAUAAAUGGCUUGCUUUUGGUUUGUGUCAUUUCUUGGCAUAUUUUGACUGGGGGAUGUUCGUGGGGGCAAAUUGACCUGAAAUAAAAUCACUACAUUUUGUUUGCUUUGGCAAA